AUGUCGCGGAUCCAAAUACCUAUUGACGCUUUCACAUCGCGCUUUAGUCUUUCUGAUAGACUAGCUGGGGUACGAUCUCAGUCACUUGCUACAAGAUUUUCCAAUCUUAGGCCUUUAUCUGACUUUUUUGAUUUCAAAAGAGUUUCUAAGCCUAAUAAUUUUUCUGAAGUGCAGUCAAGAGUAAAUUAUAAUCUUGGGCAUUUUUCAAGCAACUAUGCGGUUUUAUUCGUGAUGCUUAGUGUUUACAGUCUUCUUACGAACUUCUUAUUGAUGUUUGUCAUCUUCUUGGUCGUUGGUGGCAUGUGGGCCAUAGGAAAAUUAGAUGGACGUGAUCUUGAUGUCGGAGGAAUAAAAGCUACUAGCUCUCAGCUCUACACCGGCCUUAUCUGCGUCGCAGUACCACUUGGCUUCUUAGCUUCUCCAAUAUCCACCAUACUAUGGCUUAUUGGUGCGUCUGGCGUCACAAUACUGGGACAUGCCUCAUUUUUAGACAAGCCAAUCGAUGAGGCUUUUUCCGGGGAGGCGGUCUAG
Blumeria graminis f. sp. triticale is the source of this 531-nucleotide messenger RNA. The record is from the annotation of a GenBank genome assembly. NCBI's taxonomy places the organism in Eukaryota, Fungi, Ascomycota, Leotiomycetes, Helotiales, Erysiphaceae.